AGGGAACUCGAUUACGCUUUAAACUAAACUUCAAUUCAAAGUAACCAUGGUUAACAAGGCCCUUCUCAUUGCAUUUUUGCUAGCAUCAUUGAUCGUAGGUGGAGGCCGGAGCUUUGCACCGAGCAUCGACAUGCCGACCACAACCCCUGAGCCAACGUCCACCACGCCAGACCCUGAGACGCUGCCACACUUCCCUGACUCUACCGCCAACGCCUCCAUCACCGUGUCGUGGGUGAAGCGAGAGGACGACCAGCUUCAUCUCAUAACAUUUGGCACCAACACCUACGUCAACAGCAAGAGGUUUUCACUGUUCCACGACAACCCUGACUCGUGGGAGCUCGUCAUCUCACCCGUGCUGGAGGAGGACGCCGGUGUCUACGUGUGCCAAGUCUCCAUUCACCCGCCCAUGAAAAUUAGCAUACGGCUCUACGUAACAGUGCCGGUGGUGAGCAUCAUGGACGACCGUAACACGGCCAUCCACGAGAAGUUCUACGAGGUUGGGUCUCGCGUGGAGCUCCAGUGUCGCGGCCACGCGCUGCCGCCCGACGCGCUGCCCUUCUGGUCUAAGAUGGACGCGGGCAACCGCUUCACCGUCCUCGGCGAUGACGUCACCAGCACCAACACCAGCUGGUCAGAGAACGAAGGCAGUGAAGGCAGUCCCGUGGUGCUGCUAAAGAUCGCCGCCGCGUCCAAGAGCGACUCCGGCAACUACAGCUGCUCGGCCACAGACACCAAACCGGCGUACGUCCGAGUACACGUUGUGGAAGGAGAAGAUUCAGUGGCAAUGCAGCACUCGACGAACGAUUCGCUAUCGGCGCGCGUGUCGCCCGGCCUGUUGUCGGUGCUGGUGAUGUGGGCGCUGGUGGUGGUGCACUGCAGGGGCGGACUGCUGGGGUUUGAUUGCAUUUCCUGCUUAACUUCAAAGCUUCUAUUUAUGCUCGGAAUGAGUUCACGGAAUAAUUGGACUUUGGAUACGCUUUUUACUAAUGAAGUUAAUUUUUACUCUACGAACCACAAUGAAUUUGCUCAAGUAUGUGAUGAAAGUAUAAUUCAUUUAAGUUUGUCAAGCAUUUUCACGCGAAUGUUUUCGCGUCGUAUUACUCAGAGUAAAGAUGAAGCACGUCUACCAAAUAACUGGAAUAAAGAUGACAGUUCGCGUGCGCUACGCGAAUUUGAUGUCAAACUUCCUGUGUCUCGAGUGACGUACGACUUCAUACACUCAAAUACAUUUAAAUUUAAUUCUGGAAGUCAUUGCAAUCUUCAGGAUAUGAAGACGAGCUUCCCUGCCAACGACGCUGAUAUUAAUGUUGACUUUGAUGACGCGAAGAACUUGCGUCGUGUCCACAGCUUGCCUCUAUUCACGAGCCGCCCGUGUCAUCUCCUGAGAAAAUCACGCGUCCAAUUUUUACGCGCAGAUUGCAUCUGAGUUCGAAACUUGUCCGAGUUACUGUGUGGAGGAACACGAGAAAGACUGUCUAUUUAGUUACAAAAGUACGACGAAUAUUGUUGAUGUAGUUGAAAAAAAUAAUUCUAUUUGUGGUUUUGAUUUUGUACGAUUGUGAAUUUAAACUAAGGAUUCUCUUGAAAAUAUAUGUGUGAUUACUAAUUGUGUAUCGAUGGUGUAUUUAUCUCAAUCGUAAGUAUUAUUAAAGGAUAAAUGCUGAGCCAAAGCUUGCAUCCAUCGCAACAUCGGUUGGAGAAGAAAUUAGCGAUUAAGUCGUCUGUAGAUUUUAUAUAUUCGAUUCAGUUGUUCAUGGCAGGAAAUAUGCAAACGUAAGUUAACCUAUUUUGAAAUUUAAUUAAAAAUUUAUCAGGAAAAUUGUGAUAUUUAAUAUGAAAGUUUGCGGAUUAACUGAACAUCCAUUCCAUGAAAAUUAUUUUAAUACUUUCAAUUAAAGCUCGAGAGUUUUAUUCAUACUCCAUAGUAUGACGACAAAUCUAUUCUUGUCAAUAUAUCCACUCACUCGAGUGGAACGUACGAAAUGAAUUCGCUUGUUCUCAUUCAUUGUGCAUUUAUUAAUUGUUCAAAAGGCAUUUAUUGAAAUAUGGAGUGAGAUUAAUCUAAGAAUAUCACUGAACAGUUAAUUCUCAGGUUAAUAUGUACUCAGAAUGUAUAAAACCUGUGCAGGCAUCUUUGAAUUUGCUGAAUUAUGAUGGUUUGGUGACUUUUAUUGUCGCUAUCCUUCAAAUUUUGGCCUUUAACAGUGAAAUUGUGAUGUAUUCUUAUUAUGUUGCUCAAAUCGGGCGAUGUUAUUGCACUUUAUUAUUACAACACUCACGCACGCAAGCGACUUUAAAACUUAAUUAUACAAGCUUCGAUCGAGUCUCUUUAUAUUAUAAAAAUCAUAAAUAAUUUACCGCAUGCACAUCAUGCGGUAAAUUACUUUACUUUUACGCUUUACAAGAAAUAGUCGAAAAGGUUGCAAUUAAAAGGUUAAUGGGGGCACAGAAUGUCAUUAUUAUUGAAACUUUGGAACUUAUUACCAAGAUCCUUCGUUUUGUUGCUAAAUAAAUAGAACAAA
Messenger RNA from Hyalella azteca, 2522 nucleotides. RefSeq lists its product as uncharacterized. Gene Ontology annotation, cellular component: neuron projection membrane. Gene Ontology annotation, biological process: synapse organization. The transcript is spliced from 7 exons. The record is from RefSeq and is a predicted model, not a curated record. NCBI's taxonomy places the organism in Eukaryota, Metazoa, Arthropoda, Malacostraca, Amphipoda, Hyalellidae. The coding region runs from base 47 to 1426 and encodes 459 amino acids.